AUGAAAUCAAAUGCUGAAACUUCAAUUGCAUCUGUCCAAGUAAAUGAAUCCAAUAAAUUGUAUUCAAUGCAAAAAGAGUUUGAAGAAAACAUACUUCCAUUCCUCUCUGCCACUCAAAAGGCAGCUCUCAUUGAAAUAGAUGGCCUCGCCAAAUCAGUCUCAUGGUUCAAAGUGGGGACAGAUGAAUCCUACCUGACGACUACACUUAUAACACAAUUUGACGUGUUUAUUCAUGUUCUCACCACCGGAGGAAUCCGCAUUCCUGUCCACCCCAGCAUCCUGGCAUCGGCGUCUUCUGUGCUGAAGAACAUCAUAGAUCAUCGGCAGAAUAAGAAUUCUGAUAAUAAUAGAACAAUUCAGAUAUUAGGCGUUCCUACCGAAGCCGUCGCCAUCUUCGUUCGAUUUCUCUAUUCCUCCAGAUGCACAGAAGAAGAGAUGGACAUGUAUGGAUUUCACCUGCUGACACUGUCUCAUGUGUUCUCCGUUCAACUGCUGAAGCAACGAUGUGCGAAAGCACUGAUUCAACGGCUUAAGAUCUACGACGCCAUCGAUACGCUUCAGCUGGCGAGGCUCUGUGAUGCAUCCGAGCUUUACUUCCGCACCAUGAAACUUGUAUCAGCCAACAUAAAGUUUGUUCAGAAAACAGAGGGAUGGAAGUUCCUCCAGGAGAAUGAUCCUUGCCUGGAGCUUGAGAUUCUCCAGUUCAUAGACGAAAUUGAAUCGAGGAGGAAAAUGAGAAGAAAGCGUAGGGAGGAGAAGAGGCUGUGUUUACAGCUAAGCGAAGCAAUGGAGUGUUUAGAGCACAUCUGCACAGAAGGAUGUACAAACAUAGGCCCUUACGACAUAGAGUCGCCGGGGAAGAAGAAGAAGGUUCCAUGUCAGAAGUUCGCAACCUACCCAGGCUUGCAGCUCCUGUUACGCCAUUUCUCAACGUGCAAGAGGAGAGUUAACAGCGGUUGUUACCGAUGCAAGCGAAUGUGGCAGCUGCUUCAACUCCACUCUUCCAUCUGCGAUAAUCCUGAUCUUUGUAAAGUCCCUCUUUGCAGGUAUUGUUGGGGGAUUCGAUUUUGA
Messenger RNA from Impatiens glandulifera, 1071 nucleotides. Its product is annotated as BTB/POZ and TAZ domain-containing protein 2-like. The coding region runs from base 1 to 1071 and encodes 356 amino acids. The transcript has 6 exons. Gene Ontology annotation, molecular function: protein binding. The record is from RefSeq and is a predicted model, not a curated record. Lineage: Eukaryota; Viridiplantae; Streptophyta; Magnoliopsida; Ericales; Balsaminaceae. Gene Ontology annotation, cellular component: nucleus.